CAUAUACCCAAGAAGCACGGGCCCUGGCGGCUGAUAGCCUUCGUCUGCAGCCAUGGGGAUAGUGUGGUCGGCCACCGAACUCACUGCCAGCUUGGCAGGCAGCCUGGUGGGCCUCUAUACCGUUCUCUGCGGCUUGCACUCGCUUUGCUCAGGCUCUGCGCUGUUGGCCAUCCAGCGCUCGGCCGUCCCGGAGAUCCAGGCAUCGAUUCUGCAGCUCUCUGGGGCCUACCUCCGCCGAGGGCAGGCAGCCCUCCAGUCGCCGCAGAAGGCGGCUUCUGUCCUCCUGCUCUCGCCCAUCGGGCUCCUGCUCUGGAUGCUCUCCUUGCAGUGCUUCCUGGCGGCGCGCGUGGUCGCAACCCCGCACACCAGUCAAGUGGCCCUGCCGGUCUUAGCGGGCAGCGUGGCGGUACUGCUGGCGGCACCCCGGCUUUGGUGGAACCUGAUGCUGGUGCUGGGCGUGGCGGCGCCGGCCUUACUGGCCUGGGCCCCGCUCGCCGAGCCGGAGGCGCCGGAAGAGGCCGCGGAUGCGGAGGGCGACGUGUCGCGCGAGGCCGAGACGGACGAGGUUGGUGAGUCAGGGGCGGCUGAGGCCGAGGAGAAAUAGCGAAGGUGCGAGA
This is a messenger RNA of Effrenium voratum, 617 nucleotides long. The record is from the annotation of a GenBank genome assembly. NCBI's taxonomy places the organism in Eukaryota, Dinophyceae, Suessiales, Symbiodiniaceae.